Messenger RNA from Planococcus citri (citrus mealybug), 2082 nucleotides. RefSeq names its product proton-coupled amino acid transporter-like protein pathetic. The transcript has a single exon. The record is from RefSeq and is a predicted model, not a curated record. Gene Ontology annotation, biological process: amino acid transmembrane transport. NCBI's taxonomy places the organism in Eukaryota, Metazoa, Arthropoda, Insecta, Hemiptera, Pseudococcidae. Bases 335 to 1603 code for a protein of 422 amino acids. Gene Ontology annotation, molecular function: L-amino acid transmembrane transporter activity.
AACUCCUCUUCCUCCCCAAAGUCAAUCCCCUAAAUCAAAUGCAAUCACUUUUGAGCCGAUUUGAAGCCUCCAAAAAAGAUUAGCGAUUCUCAAGAGUAUAUUGAAAAGUGGAAUCAGCUGACGCGUGGACGAAAACUUUUUCCAACAAGUCAAGCAGCAGGUACACUUAGGUACCUAUACUUAUAAAAACAAACGAAAAAAAAAAAAUAGUAUCAGUACUUUCAGGAAUUACAACAAGUUCGCACGUGGAACGACGAGCACUUUUAAUGUACAAGUACGUUCGCGUUGAUUCGUAUUCAUUGUAUGGCUCGACUCGUCGUCGAUCAGCAUCAAAAUGCCUCAAGAUAUUAAAAAUCAAGAACCAAUACGACGUUCAACUUGGAAGGAAUUCGUGUUUCAAAUUUUCAUCAGCGUCGAAGGUCCAAACAUAUUCGUCAUUCCAGCACUGUUCAAACAAAUUGGAAUUUUAGUCGGUAUUGUGGCAUCAGUCGUGGUCGGAUUGUUUUACACGAAUGCGAUGCAUUCUUACCUGAAAUGCGCUAAUGAAAUGUCUCGCCGAAGGAACGUACCCCAACAAUCUUUAUACAAGCUGCCUCAAAUGGUAUUCGAAGAAAUCUCGUGCCCGCGAAUAGGACACUAUAUAAAAUUGUAUUUAAAAUACGAAAUAAUUAUUAGCUGGUGUUUGGGGCUAUCUCUACAGUGGCAGUUUAUCGUUGAGAAUUUAAAGCUCAUUUUGAGCUAUUACCAAUAUACUCCCGAUAACGUACAUAUUCUUGCCUGUCUUCUGUUACCUUUGAUACUAAUUAGCUGGAUACCUAGUUUAAAGUACAUCGAUUACGUAUCUUACAUCGUGACAUUUUCAAUUUUUCUAGUCACAGGUGUAAUUGUAUACCUUCUGGUAUGGCAUACUCCCGAAUACGCAACAUUUGAAGUCAUCGUACCGGUAAAUCUCGCUUCUCUGGUGACUUUCACGUCUUAUAUGUUCAUCAUGCUUUCAUUCACCCCGUUGGUAUUUCCUUUGAAAAAUACAAUGAAGAAUCCCGAAUCGUUGAGCAAGACUUUUGGUCCUUUGACGUUGGUCAUCGCAGCGAUGAUUGUUCUAAAUUGUGCCAUAACUGUGCUAGUCUACGUCGAAAUUGGAGACGAUGUGGAGGAGAAUUUAUUUGAAAAUUUUUCUCAUACCCCGCUCGUAUUGGCUACCAAUUGUUUUUUCGCUUUACUCGCCAUGGCUUCGAUUUCGCCUUCUUUACUCGUCAUUAUAAUGGCUUUUUGGAACGAUGGGUUGGAAAAUCAUCUAUGUGAUUCGAAAUACACUAAAUUAUACGAAUACUUGGUUAGGAGUUCUAUUUGCGUAUUUAUCACUUUAGGGGUGAUUUUAGUCCCGUCGUUUACCAAUCUUAUCAACCUAAUUACGUGUUUUAGUUUCCCUUUCGAUUCGAUUAUGCUGCCUGCGGUUUUGGAAAUUGUUCUGGCUUGGUCUGAUUCCAAAAAAAGGUGUACGAGAGAGUUCAAGUUGAUCUGCGUGAAAAAUACCAUCAUCGGGGUGUUUUCUUUGGCCGUGAUAGUGUUGUCUUUAAUCGUAUGUGUAGGUAAUUUUACGUAAGGCAUUGGCCCAACAGAGCAGAAUGAACAAAAAAUUGAAUAAAAUGAAGGAAAUAUUUUUUUAAACGAAUGAGAAAAGUGAAAACGAUGCUCGGAUCGAGAAUAAGUAUUUGUGAAAGAAAAAUUUCAGCCCAAAGCAGCAUGAAAUUUGGAAAAGAUUCGUCCCUUGAUUCGGUUCAGAAAAUUGUAAUUUCUGUUAGAAAAUGUACGAGUAUUUGUGAAAAAAAAAUUUCAGCCCAAAAGCAGCAUGAAAUUUGGAAAAGAUUCGUCCCUCGAUUCGGUUCGGAAAAUUGUCAUUUCUGCGAGAAAACGUGUGUGUGAAAUUCGGGAAAACUCGGCCAAAUUUUGAACAAAGAGGAGAACGAGGAGGAAUAAUUAAGAAUUACGAUAAUAGUAGAACUAUGUACAUAUAAAUUAAGAAAACUAGAAAGGUUAUUUUAAGCGAGGAUUUAAAUAAAUGUUUUUUAUUCAGUUUUUUAA